UAUUUCCUUCCAUCUUAAUAAGGUCACGUGUUUGUUAGUGGUGCUGCUGUACACAUGAUAGCAUCCGCUGUCAGCAAAAAAAAAAACUGUGGGGCACUUCGGAGAAACAUUUAAGCAUCAUUGCUUCCUAAAGGUGACACAAAGGCUCCUGGAUGCGUGAGGUCACGAUCUCCCGUUUCACGGUGAGCGAGUGAAAGGCAACACUGAGGAGCCCAGGAAGACUCAGAGCUGCGCGUUUGAAGCAAUCGCUCCAGCCCUUCUUCAGGACAAAGAUGGAGAACAGGGGAAGUGUUCGGCCUUUUGUGAAUUUCAAUGCGAAACACGAUGCAGAACUUCUCCAUAAAGCCAUGAAAGGAAUCGGUACAGAUGAAGACGCCAUCCUCAUGCUUCUGACCUCCCGCAGCAACGAUCAGCGCCAGCAAAUUAAGGCGGCCUACAAAAAGGCCUACGGAAAGGACUUAGUUGGUGCCCUGAAAUCUGAGCUGGGGGGUCUUCUUGAGAACCUGAUCGGUGCAGGCACUGAUGAUCAAGUGCUGAUCGAGAUCCUGGCCUCCAGGACUGGCCAACAGAUUCAAGACAUCAUCAAAAUGUACAAGAAAGAGUUGGGGGGCAGACUGGAGAGGGACGUGUGCGGUGACACCAGAGGGAGUUACAGGCAGCUGCUGCUGCUGCUGCUGCAGGGGAACAGAGACGAGGGAAUAGAUGAGGAAAAGAUUGAGAAGGAUGCCAAGAUCUCCGGCUCUGAUAUAGAGGACAGUAUUAAAGGAGAGACCACUGGAAAUCUGGAGGACUUACUCCUGGCUCUUGUGAAAUGUAUGAGGAGUGUCCCCGGCUUCUUUGCUGAGAAUCUCUAUAAAUCUAUGAGGCGAGCUGGAACUGAUGACGAAACUCUGAUGAGGAUCAUGGUGUCCAGGAGUGAGGUGGACAUGCUGGACAUCAGAGAAAGCUUCAAGAGGAUGUACAAACAGUCUCUGUACUCCACCAUCCAGGAGGACACGGCUGGAGACUACCAGAAGGCGCUGCUGUACCUCUGCGGUGGGAAUGAUUAAUGCUGAGCGAUGGGCCUGAACACACAAGAUGAAAAUAUUGAUCCAGAGUCCUCCUUCCUGACUUUAGCGUGCUGUUGAUUGAGUUAAUGUGAAUUACCCUCAUGUCAGUUUGACUGAGGAUGGCAUUUGUAGCAUGAAUAUCACUCACAAAGCUUACAAAGUUUACGGUUUGUGUUUGAAAUGAGGCAUUAAUUAAACAAAAAAGGUGACUUUUCACCAUUUAGUAAAGUUUUUUUGUGUUCUUAAUAAUUGACUCACUUCAGAUCUGGUUUAUACUAAGACUUCCAGUGAUUUACACACUGUGUAUGUGUUAAGUGGA
Menidia menidia (Atlantic silverside) is the source of this 1368-nucleotide messenger RNA. Lineage: Eukaryota; Metazoa; Chordata; Actinopteri; Atheriniformes; Atherinopsidae. The record is from the annotation of a GenBank genome assembly.